AUGGGUGCAUCGUCAAGUCUACUAAGUGAUCUCAUGGAGGACACCAACUUCAGCAUGGAGGAAAUAGACCGGUUGCGCAAGAGGUUCAUGAAGCUAGAUAAGGACGGGUCGGGAGAAAUAGACAAGAACGAGUUUUUGUCGAUACCAGGAAUAUCAUCGAACCCCUUGGCCGCGCGGUUGAUGGAUGUGUUCGAUAAGGACGGCGACGGCCAAAUAGACUUCCAGGAGUUUAUCAUGGGGCUAUCUGCUUUCAGCGGUAAGUCGCCCAAUUUGGACAAGUUGAAGUUCGCUUUCAACAUAUACGACAUUGAUCGAGACGGGUAUAUCGGAAACGGAGAGUUGUUUAUUGUGAUGAAGAUGAUGGUGGGCAAGAAUUUACAAGACGAAGAGCUCCAGCAGAUUGUAGACAAAACAAUGAUGGAGGCCGACAAGGACGGUGAUGGCAAGUUGAACUUCGAGGAGUUCAAAAAUGCAGUUGACAGCAAUUCGAUUGCAAACACGUUGACGUUGAACAUGUUCUAA
Molecule: messenger RNA, 522 nt
Organism: Lodderomyces beijingensis
Lineage: Eukaryota; Fungi; Ascomycota; Pichiomycetes; Serinales; Debaryomycetaceae
Source: the annotation of a GenBank genome assembly